GUAACUUAUGCUAGGGCCCCUGCUAACCCACCUGUUCCACUCCACACCGGCAGGGGCGCUAAUUCCCUGUGAGCCGUUAGCAAAACAAAACCAGCUUGUCGUCUUCGUCACUUUCAUGCGACUGUCUCCGCUUUGUUUGUUCCGCACACGGCAGCAGAGCCGCACACACCCACUUUUUUCCCCCAGAUAUUUUUAACCGUGUUCAAACCAUCUGGUGAGCUGUCCACAGUCGCAGCCGCUCAGUCUAACAUGGCCAGAUCUAAUGAUCUGAAAGUCUUCUUGGAGUCUUCUUUGAAUGAGAUCUUUAAAGCGACAGUCAGCGAUAUCCUGGACUCGGUGGACAGGACCCUGUCGGAGUACCAGGGCACAAUACAGAGGAUCGAGUCUGAAAACGAGGGCCUGAAGCGGCUGCUGUUUGCACGGAAUAGCACAGAGUCUGUUGCCAGAGAUAUUUGUGAACAGGAUGCCACUGAAAAGUUUUCGACCUCUGAAUGGAGCAGUUGUUCCAUCACCUCCACCCAGGGAACAUUCAAGGUGUCCAUAUGCAGCAGUGACAAGAAGAGCUUCAAGAGGAAGCAUAAAGACAAAACGAGGAAGAGCAUAUCCCCUUCCUCAAUUCUGCUGCAGGCUGAUGAUAUGUUAGAAAGAGCAUGUUUGAACACAACAAAGGCAGGUGUCUGCAACCAAAACUUUAUAUCUGUAAAAACAGAGCCAGGCCUGGAUGAAAACAGUGCUAUUGACCUCUCACAACCUUCAUCCCUUCUCAACAUGACAACAAGGCCGAUAAAAAACGAGAGCACAGAGGAUGGUUGUGAUGCAUAUGCACCUCUGCCGCCAUCUGCAGGCCUCCAAGACUCCAGAGGCAGUGACAGUGAACUUAAAGUCACCAUUGUCUCUGACACGUACAUGGAGGAUGGACAGCUCAUUAAGACAGAGGACGAGGAGCAGAAUGAGAUGUUGCAGUAUGGUGACGAGUUAAAAGACACAGUGGGAUUUUAUCCUGAGUCAGAAAUGGAUGCUGAGGGAGAAAGCAGACAGGAUGAAGUAGCGACACCUGAGGAAAGUGAUUCACCCACUGUUCCUGCAGACGAGUUUCUGGAGAUUCACGACAAUUUUUUGCGCUGUCCCUCUUGUCCCAAAACAUUUAGCCGAGCGACUUCGCUCAACAUCCACAUCAAAACUCACAGUGGCGAGAAGGCCCACAGCUGCAGCUACUGUGGUAAACGUUUUGGCCGAGCUGAUCUCCUCAAAUCCCACAAGCGCACACACACGGGAGAGAGACCCUACAGCUGCAACAUCUGCAGUAAAACAUACGCCCAUCCCAGUCAGCUCAGGAUACACAAACGCGUCCACACCGGUGAGAAGCCAUAUUCCUGCUCGCACUGCGGGAAACGCUUCAACGAGCACAACCAGCUCAAAGUCCACUUGCGGACUCACACAGGGGAAAGGCCUUACAGCUGCCAAGAGUGUGGCAAAAGUUUCAGCAAUGCAGGCAACCUGCGUAUACACGAGAGGAUCCACACCGGCGAGAAGCCAUACUGCUGCGCCCAGUGUGGGAAAAGGUUCAACGGCUUGGGUGACCUCAAGACACAUUACAGAAUUCACACUGGAGAGAGGCCCUACAGCUGUGAGCUAUGCAAGAAGACCUUCAGCCAGGCGGGCCACCUCACCAUACACAUGAGGAUGCACACAGGGGAAAGACCGUACAGCUGCAAUGAGUGUGGCAAGAAGUUUACGGUGGCCAGCAGUCUCAAACUGCACCAGAGGACUCACACAGGAGAGAAGGAGUACAGCUGCUCCUACUGCAGCAAGAGCUUCAGCAGGUCCGGUCACCUGAAGAGACACGAGCUGGUCCACACCAAAGAGAAGGUCUUCCUCUGCAGCGAGUGUGGAAAGACCUACACUGACCAGUCCUCCCUUAAAAAACACCUGAAGAUGCACGCAGCCAAGGAGCAGAAGGCUCAGGGUGAGGGGAGCACCAGCGAGGCUGAAACUAACUCGGCCCAACCUGCUGCUUCGGAGACAAUUUCAGAGAAAUUGGAACCAAAAUCUUGAAGAUGAGUAAUAAAAAAACAACCCUGCAAAUCAGAAAGAAUGUUAAAUCAAGGUCCACUUACUAGCUUUUAAACUCAUCUCACGGCCUGCUCCAGCAGAGUAUUACAAAGUGUUUUAAGCAUCUGAUAAGCCUAUAAAACCUUUAACUUGUUACUCAAGCUGGACUUUCUGUUUUGUGCUGCUCUUUAAAGCUCCAGGAAAGGCUAGUAAAUGGACCUUACUAAGAUUAUUUUGUCAAACCACUGUUCUCAGCGUCGAUACUAAAGUUUCUCCCUCAAAACUGUAUGUGAUGUUUGUGGUACAGUGCAAUACACUGUUGUCUAAUUGUUGCUGUGAUUUUAGUAUGUCCAAAUAUUUACCAAUACCAUGUGACUGAUUCUUUUAACCUAAUUGAUGAACUCUAAUAUUCCUCUUGUAGUCUUCUCUGUCACGACACAGUAUAAAGAGUAACAGACAGAAAAUGGGACCUUUAAAAGAACAGCCGUUCUUUUUUCCAAACUUGUUGUAUGUUACCACAGUGUUGGUGGUAUGUUUCUGAAACGCUUUAAAGGAAAAGAAGAAUUAUUUAAUGCAGUGUCUGUCAGAUUGUCAGAAUGAUUUCAACCAGCCUGCUGAAGCACACUGAAUUUCAGAUCCAGGUGUCCUUUUCUGAUGCUUGUCCUGGUCAGUAGAAAAUAACUAUAUAAUAGUUUUAGAGUUAAGAUACUUCUACGCACAUUUAUACACUUUGUAGGAACCAGAAGUUUAGAAAGAUGUGUUUCAUCAGUGAUUCCCGGUAAAGAUCAUUAAUAUAUUGCUGUAUAUAGCUUUAACUAUACAGUCAGGAGCCCGAUCCAUUGAACUGACAAGAAUGUAUUUAAGUAAUAAUUUUACUGAAAAUUUUGUUGCUGAUACUGAUUGCAAAUACUCAGUAGCUUUUAACCAACUUUCAGCAGUAAAUUAAUAAUCGUUACUUAAGCCGUGCUGAUCUCUAAGAAGAAUGUCGCAAGGAUUUGUUUUAGGUUCGCUGUUCUGCCAGGAAACUUGUGUCUUAUGAUAAAUACAGAAGUAACAUCAUGUUUAUAAUGAUAGGGCUACUGUUUGUUGUGACAACUGAUAUAACUGCGCAGUAAUGUAUAAACUGUUUGCUACUAGGAGCUAGGAGCUCAUUGUGACGUACUUUUUCGUGAUAUGUGUCUAAAUUAAAGAGAAGAAUUAACUGAAA
Messenger RNA from Scatophagus argus, 3259 nucleotides. RefSeq names its product zinc finger protein 436. Lineage: Eukaryota; Metazoa; Chordata; Actinopteri; Scatophagidae. Bases 250 to 2055 code for a protein of 601 amino acids. The record is from RefSeq and is a predicted model, not a curated record. The transcript has 2 exons.